AUGCAGACAGAUAAUUAUCUAGAGCGAAGUGCUCAUACUGAAAUUGGGACGGAUGAUCUCAACCAGCAUUUGGAAGAUGCCGCCUUGGAUGGUGAUGAAGUGACUGUGAGGUCAACUUCACGUGGAGCGACGUCAGAUACUACAGACAAUGAUGGAUUCACGCCACUACAUAGAGCUAGCUACCGCGGACAUAGAGACGUGGUAAAGCUCCUCCUCGAAAAUGGAGCAGAAAUCGAUCUCCUUGAUGAAGGGGGACAAUCAGCACUUCACUUAGCCAGUUCUGAAGGAAGAACAGAUGUGGUGGAGCUACUCCUUGAAAAUGGAGCAAAUAUUGAUCUCCAAAGUCAGAGCGGUAGAUCAGCACUUCACUUCGCCAGUUUUGAAAGAAGGGCAGAUGUAGUAGAGGUGCUCCUCCGCAAUGGAGCAAAGAUUGAUGUCACCGAUGAGGACGGAGAAUCGGCACUCCACAUAGCCAGUUCUGAAGGAAGAACAGAUGUGGUGGAGCUACUCCUUGAAAAUGGGGCAAAUAUUGACCUUGCUAAUAAGCAAGGACGGUCGCCCCUUCACCUCGCCAGUUUUGAAGGAAGGGCAGAUGUAGUGGAGGUGCUCCUCCGCAAUGGAGCAAAGACUGAUGUCACUGAUGAGGAAGGACGAUCAGCACUCCACAUAGCCAGUUCUGAAGGAAGAACAGAUGUGGUGGAGCUACUCCUUAAAAAUGGAGCAAAGAUUGAUCUCCAAAGUCAGAGCAGUGGAUCAGCACUUCACUUCGCCAGUUAUAGAGGAGGGACAGAUAUAGUGGAGGUGCUCCUCCGCAAUGGAGCAAAGAUUGAUCUUACUGAUGAGGACGGACAGUCGGCACUCCACAUAGCCAGUUGCAAGCGAAGGACAGGUAUAGUGGAGCUGCUUCUUCAAAAUGGGGCAAAUAUUGACCUUGCUGAUAAGCAAGGACGGUCGCCCCUUCACCUCGCCAGUUUUGAAGGAUGGAAAGACGUGGUAGAGUUGCUCCUUCAACGUAAUGCAAAAGUCAACCUCGAACACUCUACAGGAUGGACGGCACUACACCUAGCUAGUACUGGAGGAAGAGAAGAAGUAGCAGAGCUACUCAUUCAAAGUGGAGCAAAGCUUGAUCUCACUGAUGAAGAAGGACAUUCAGCACUUCACAUGGCCAGUUCCGUAGGAAGGAAAGGGAUGGUAGAGCUACUUCUUCGAAAUAGAGCAAAAAUCGACCUCCCUGAUAAGGAAGGACAAACGGCACUCCACUUGUCCAGCUCCGAAGGAAGAACAGAUAUAGUGGAGCUGCUCCUCCGUAAUGGAGCAAUAAUUGAUCUUCUUAACAGUGAAGGACAGUCAGCACUCCACUUAGCUAGCUCUGAAGGAAGAAAGGAAAUAGUGCAGUUGCUCCUUCAAAAUGGGGCAAAUAUUGAUCUUGCUAACAAGAAAAGAUGGACAGCACUUCAUCUCGCCAUUUUCAAGGGAAGGACGGAUGUAAUCAAGCUGCUUCUUCAAAAUAGAGCAAGAAUUGAUCUUACAGACGAAAAUGGACAGUCGGCGCUCCACUUAGCCAGUUCUCAAGGAUCGAGAGAGAUUGUGGAGCUCCUUCUUCUAAAUGGAGCAAAUAUUGAUCUCGCCGAUAAUGAAGGGGCCUCAGCACUCGACUUGGCCAGCUCCCGGGGAGUGAAAGAGGCCAUAGAACCCCUCAUCCAAGAUCGAGCUACGAGUGAUUUUAGAGUGCAUUCAGGGUCGGAUUCUGCAAUUUACGAGGGAAGAAAUGGUGUGGCAGGGCUGAUUUUUCGGGACAAGACAGAGCGGUCAAUUAGGAGAGUGGAAACUCCACGAACAUCAGCAUUAGUUGAUACGAGGAACAGUCUCUGGGGGGGAGUGCAUCGUCACAACGGUGACGGCUUUACAUUAGCGAAGUACGACAAUCACAGCAUUUUCUUUGAAGCCAAAUUAGAAUUCAUACGAUUCUCAAGACAAGAUGAGGACAAUAUGCAUGCAGUACAUCUAAAGCUCAAUUUUAUGAGGCCAUUUGCAGAAAGCCAUCGUAUACGUUAUGCAAAAGUGGACAUAAUGCUAAGCGCAGGAGACUCCGGAAAGGAACCAAAUAUACGUGCUAUCCGGCCGCAGGCGGAUCGAGUGCAAGUCUCUGAGCAGGAGAUAACAACAGGACAGAAGCUCACUUUCGGUGCGGCAGGGAGCGGUGGACCAUCCAGCCUUAAUAUCAACAUGGAAGCCUCGAAGGGGAGGAAGACAACUUUUCAAGGAGUUCGCAUUGUACAUGGAGUAAUCAAGGACCGUACACAUGCUUGUUGGAGCUUGUAUGAAGAGCCCGGCAGUAAGAGCGGUCUACCGGAAGUAAUAAGGCUUCUUGUACUCGUACAUUGCGAAGCAGAGUUUGACUUACGCUUAUCAAUGUCCGUGAAAGCCUCUCACUCCUUAGCACUCGGACUACGACGAACAUUGAAGGCUAAGGAAUCAGUCCCAUAUCGUGUUCCAGAUUUGAAGACGAUUUCUGAGUUAGAAGAUUCCUUAAAAGUGAGGCAAAUUCUGGACGUGGCAGAUCGCGCUGCCUCGCUUGUGACGGAGGCAAAAAGGCUAGAGACAGCCUUUAGUCAGACGUUCCAAGAUCAUGAAAGAAGAGCUCUGAUUAUAGAGGCUGGUGCAAAGCAAAGCUAUGUGAAGCAAUGGACCGAAAUUGUUAAUUCAUCUAAAGCUGGAAAUUUCAGAGGCCUUACAGAGAGGCUAGUAGAAAGCGAGGAAGCAAAGCACCAAAAAGAGGCGGAACGGACGAGUAGAAAUAACGUAAGUGACAACAGAUUUGCACACUAUCCGCCUGCACCAACCGGCCCAAUGCCACCAUCUCAUGGACCCGUACCGGCACACCCUCAAUUCAAUCAGCCACCACCAACUGGCCCAAUGCCACCGUCUCAUGGACCCGUACUGGCAUACCCUCAAUUUAAUCAGCCUCCACCAAUCGGCCCAAUGCCACCAUCUCAUGGACUCAUACCAGUACACCCUCAAUUCAAUCAGCCUUCACUAACUGGCCCAAUGCCACUAUCUCAUGGAACCAUACCACCACCACCCAUAUUCAACCAGCGGCCCUUUUUAUCAGCUAUUCCAAGAGAGUCUCUAGAUGUUAAUGACCAGACGACAGACAAUAUCCUGGACUCGUUCUCUGCUGUUGGUCCCGCGUAUACUGUGUCAAGGUUGGCAUGA
Messenger RNA from Talaromyces stipitatus ATCC 10500, 3216 nucleotides. Its product is annotated as ankyrin repeat-containing protein, putative. The transcript has 2 exons. The coding region runs from base 1 to 3216 and encodes 1071 amino acids. Lineage: Eukaryota; Fungi; Ascomycota; Eurotiomycetes; Eurotiales; Trichocomaceae. Gene Ontology annotation, molecular function: protein binding. The record is from RefSeq and is a predicted model, not a curated record.